AUGAAAGAGUUUAAGGGAGAAAAGAAAUUGAAAGGGGAUUCUAGCAUAGACUGUCUUUAUUGUAAUGGUGCGAAACAUUUUGCAGUUAAUUGUAUGCUUCGAAAGAAAGAGGAAAAGAAGAAUAGAAACAAGGACGAAACAUAUUAUGUUGAAAAACUAGAGGAAGUUCGUGAGAAGGCCAAGGGAUUGUCUCUUGUGGCAAGAAGAGAGAGUGAAGACGAAGAAAGUGGUACUUAUCAGAUCUGGUCAUUCGGGUCUGAUGUUGAGGAGAUGAGGCAUCCUACUCAUGGUGCUAUUUUGCAAGCUUUGAGAAUGAAGAAGAAGAGGAGAUUUCUUAACAAAGCAAAGAAACUUAAUAAUCAAUUGCUUAAGACUCAAAAGUUGCUAGAUACGAAACGUAGCAGGGUAGAGUAUCUAGAGAUACAAUUACGAAAUGUCAAUAAUGAUAGAGAGAAUGUAGACAAAGAUCUGAUUUUAAAAAAAGGUCCAGACGAUAGGUUUGCAUAUGGCGUUGUUAAGAUAGAUGAGUUUUUAAUUGCUAAUGAAUUCGUUAAUAUUGUUAAUGAAAGUCUGACAAAAGAUGAACAAAAGAAGAAAGUAUUGACUGUUCUCAGUUAUCUAUCAUUCAUAUCACAUCUAAGUCAUACUGAUAGUAGUGAUGAUGAGGAGGAUGAAGUUAAAGCUUUGAAUGUUUGUAAGGAAGAAAAGAAAGAAAAAGAAGUUGUUACAAAAGAAGUUGUUAAUUCAAAUCCAAUUGUGAAACUUAAUUCAAAUGAAUUCAAAGUGCUUGUUGCUAAGUUUUCAAAAGAACACAAAGUUUCAAAGAGAAAGGCACGAAAGAGAUGGAAACCAAUCACCAAAUUAACAAGAAAUGAGAAGCCUGAGGUGCAAUCUAGUGAAAAUCCAAAACUAUCGAAAAGUUACAUUUCAAUAUCUUUAGAUAAUGAUGUUGAUUUAGUUGAUAGUAUCAAGGAAAAAGUUCGAACUUGGGCUUUCAGUUCUAAAAUUCACUCUUUUGGUUGCCCACGUCACAUGACUGGGAAGAAGGAGAACUUAAAAGAUUUCCGAAGCCUGAAGAAUGCUGGAGUGGUUAAAUUUGGAAACAAUCAAAAGUGUCAAGCCAAAGGAUAUGGGAAGAUAACGAAUGGUCAAUCUACAGUGAAUCGGGUUGCUUAUGUCAAAGGUCUUCAACACAACUUGAUAAGUGUAUCACAGGUUGUUGUAGGCACUGGGAAUCAAGUACCUUUUAACGAAGAGGGUAGCAUUAUUUCGAAUGUCAACACAAAAGAAGUUUUGCUCAAAUCCAAAAUGAAAGGUGACAUGUUUACAUUGGACAUCAAUUCAGUUGUGGCUUGUGAUGUUGGAAAGCAACAUAAGCAAGGUCAUCCAAUCACGAUUGAUUCGAAUAUUGUCGAACCACUGGAGCUUUUACACAUUGAUUUGCUUAAAUCCGAAGUAGCACAAAUCAUGAUUGAAUUUAUCAAGAAGAUGGAAACGACGCUGAAGAAGACGGUUCGAAAGAUAAAGAGUGAUCAUGGAAUUGAAUUUAAGAACAAUGUUCUUGAUUUGUGCUUUAUUAUGAAUCUUAAGGACAACCUUUCGAAGUUUCAACCAAAAGCUGAUGAAGGGAUUUUCCUUGGAUAUUCGCAUAAUUCAGUCGCCUAUCGUGUGUUGAACAAAAGAACACGAAAAGCGGAAGAAACGUUGAAUCUUAAAUUUGAUGAUUAUUAUAUCAAACAAACUGAAAAGCAUUUUGAAAAUCAUCCUAUUUUAUAG
Messenger RNA from Lactuca sativa (garden lettuce), 1776 nucleotides. The record is from RefSeq and is a predicted model, not a curated record. Lineage: Eukaryota; Viridiplantae; Streptophyta; Magnoliopsida; Asterales; Asteraceae.